AUGGGCCCCAAGGGUCCUGCGGGUAUCAAAGGCGAGCCAGGUGCCAAAGGGGAACCCAGUACCCAGGUCUCUGAUCAGAAAAACUGGAAACAAUGCGCAUGGAAAAAUAUUAAUGAUGACAGAGACUAUGGACUAAUAAAGGUUAGGAAAAAACGAAUUUCAUGUUGGUUAUUCUUUCAGCAGCAAAGCAGCUGCAGAAGCAAGUCAGGCCUCAACGACUUUAUUAUUUUGUGGAAAGUGAGAUGAAGUCAUCUUUUGAUCGAUCAUUUUUUUAGCAACUAAUUAAUUAUUCUUAUUUUCAUCUAUUUUUCCAGGACUGCUCUUUUGUUAAGCAGUAUUCUGCUACAACCUUGAAAGUCGAGUACAAUGGUGAUUUCAGAAUAGCCUUUUGCCUAAAUUGCUGUAAGCGCUGGUACUUUACUUUCAAUGGUAUGGAGUGCAAAGGUCCCCUCGCCAUCGAUGGUCUCCAUCAUAUUCAUGUGCACCACGGUAAAACAGACUACAACGUUCACAAAGUAACUCAUAUUGCAGGCUAUUGUCAGGGAAUUCCUAGAGGCACCGUAAGAGUCGGAAUCAACGUUGGAGACUGUGUGGGGAAGAAAUCAGGAUCUGAUGCUUAUACCGGGUGGAAUUCUGUCACUCGUAUUAUGAUCGAGGAAGUCCCUCCCCCACAGAAGUAGCUGAAGGAUUACACAAAAUCUAAACAGAGAAAACGUCUGAGAAAGAUUCGCUAUUUUCGUUUAAUUUGGGUAACACUAAAUAGUUUAUGUUGUAAUAAGGUGAAAAAAAUAACUGCUUCAGUGGGAAUUAAAAUGCUUUGCUUAUUUUUCAAUUGUACCCUUAGGUUGGCUAAAAGUGGUUUCUUUUCCUUAUUGAACGGAUCAAAUAACUUCCAAGACUCUAAAAUAAAUUAUUUUGUAUGAACUUUUUCCUGUGAUCCCAUUGCAAAGUUUCGUAAGGAAGUUGCCGGCCCCCCCCCCACGGCAGGCGAUCCCAGGAUUCCAAGGGAAAAGUGCCAUGGCAGGAAAAUAUAACAAGAGUAGUUUGGCAAAAGUUUAAUUUAUCUAAUCCUCUCUCUCCAGUAUUCUUUUGUACUCUCUCACGCUCUAUGUUCCAACUCAGUUUGCAAUCUGGGCGCGAUGCAGGAACCAUGAAAAAAAAAAAAAAAAAAAAAAAAAAAAAAAAAAAUAUAUAUAAAUAACUAAAACGUCGUCUAAAAAAGGAAUUUAAUGCGAAUAACUCUGAUAUGAGUCACCUAGGCCUUGAAGAAUCGUGUUGUUGUCCUUCGAACACUGAUCAUACUCAAGGACGUGAAUAUUUUUUUUAACUUCAUUGGACCUAACACACUAUCGGGACACUACACAAAAUGCUGCAUGAUUCAUAUAAUUUCCAGAUUCUGCAUUUUAUUUUAUUCCUGAGACCCCAUGAUUUUACAGAAAGCGACCACAUAUUGUUCUGUCAAGGAAAUACCUUCACCAUCAUGAAACUUUAAAAAUAAUGUCAUUGGUAAUCCUUUUUAAUCCUUUUCGCUCUCAAACACGCUUGUCAUGACCUAGUCUGUGUUUAAGAUGACUUGGUUUAUCUUCGUCAGAGCGAAUAGGAACAUUCUAUUCGCUGUAACUCUAUACCUAUAUAAUAAUAUAUAACUAUAGACUCUAUAACUCCUCUAUCGCUGUAAUUCUAUUCUGUGUCCACACCGACACAGCACCACAGUUUCUUUAGAAAAUUAGUCCCUUUCGUUCUAUGUUUCAGUCUAUUUAAGCCGAGUGAUCCUCUGGAGUCUUCUUAAAGUUGAAGGUGGUUCCUAUGGUUUUCAUAAUUAGUGACUCAAAAUGCAGUAGCUAGAUCACAUCCGAAAUUAAUUUACCGUUUUGGGUCGGCGCUAGACUGAGGCUGUCGUAUUUCGCUCCCUUAACUGUAACAGACCCUUUCCAUGAAUAUGAUUUUUGGAUCGCUUCCAAUAAUCAUGGGAGUAGGGUAUGUGAUAGUGAAUAACGACAGCGAAUUUUGUCUACGUUCGUCCCCUUAAGUAGCAAAUAUUGUAAAAAAAAAUUUAAUCUCCACGCUCAAAAUCAAGGAAUGAUAAGGAAAUUAAAUGAAAAGAACGUACUCAGUCAAAGAAACAGCUGUGAACAAAUGAAGUAAUGUAUACAAUAAGAAUUUUAAUCGAAAUGGUUCUGCAGCUUAAGACAAUAAUUGCGAGGACACUCUUAAGGUGUCCGCCUAAUUUAGUUCUACAACAAACCUUUUCCGACAUGAGCAUAUUUGUUUCUGCUGCGCAGCUGCUCCUGUGGAGGAGGGAUCUUCUCGAUCAUAAUACGAGUAACAGAACUCCAGCUAGGUUUAGCUUGACCUGGAUUUCUUCUUACACACUCUUACAUUAACACCAUCAAUUGCGAGUGGACCGUUGCCUUCCGCACCAUUGACAGUGACGUACCAGCGCUUACAGCAAUGCAGGCAGCAGCAAAUCCUGAAAUCACGAUUUGCGUUUUCUUUCGGCCUGGCUGUUCAGGCGUUUUUUUUAUUGUUAACAAAAGGGAGAAGCGCAACCCAACGGAAAGAUGUUUCAAACGAUUCGGUUCCUUUUUACAUUUUCGUUUCUAGGUUACUCAUUCUCAAACUCUUUUGCACCAUUCUCUCAACCAGUUAGAAAGAAAAUCAAAACAAAUCAUUAUUGGUACACUCGAAACGCAGCUGUUUACUACGCAAAAAGUUAGAAAUUUUUCAACCAAUCAGUUUUCUGUCCGAGCCACUAGCACGCGCCCGCACUCUAACGUCAUAAAGGAGUUGUACAGCUUCAUUGCGAGAUUUGCAAAGAAAUCCAAGAAUUAUUUCGAUUGUCAGGUUCAUUUGGGUUUUACCUAUCUGUUACCUUUUUGUGAGUUCUUAAAAUUCAAAAUGGGAUGCACAUUUAGCCGCAAUAAUUGCCGUGUUCCAAGAGCCUUCAGAAGAAAGAAGGUAAGGUUUUUAAAAGCGGGCGAAAAUUUAUUGACUUUUGAAGAACUCUCGAUUACAGAUAAACUCAUAUAUGGAUCGGCAGAAAGUUUAUUUUCGUGUCAGUAUCUUAUAGUUCGGGUUCGGAAUUUGGGAUAAGCUUGUAAUUUGCUAAACGUUACGACUACUAUAUUUUGGUGUUUCUCGUUAGCCGGACUUAGUUUUUGAAAAACGCUCUUCACUUUGACUGUCUCUUAUCUUAUUAUCCAGAUGGGCAAGAGCCAAAAGUAUGUUGUUUCGUCUCUGCUAGACGGUCAAAGCAAAGAUAACAAGCCCUAUACUUCUAGCAGCAGCUCUGCUUCACCCAGGGUGUGGUCAGAUACACAGAAGAUUUACACCGCAGGAUGGUAUGCCCCUGAUGUGGCGCCUAGUACAUUGAUAUGGCUGAUGGGUGCCAAAGACCUUCUUGAGGACAGUGUUCCUGAACUAGGUGCGUUUUGUAUAAUUUUAAUUUCAUUGUCGAAAGUAAUCCGGAACUAUAUUGGUUUUGCUUCGCUUCGCUCUGUGAUUGGUCUAAAAAACUGGGGCCACCCUCUCAAGACUUCUCUCCACCAACCAAUUCAAAAGCAGAAAAAAGUCAUGACUUGGUUGCGCGCGUUUUCCCGCGCUUGAAUCACUUGCUUUUUUCCCUUUUAUUUCUUAUUGGCUCCUGGUGAUAUUUCCCUUUACUUGAUUGGCUGUUGUGAUUAUUUUAGUUUGAGUCUUACUAUUGACACUCUAUCAGAAAGCGCCCUAGUUUCGAAUUCUUGAUCGCUUUGCAUAAAGAUGCAGUUAGUAAUAAAUAUUGUUGAAAUGUUGAUUAUCAUCGGCUUAUUUAUUCUUUCUUUUUCUGUCUCAGCUACCUACAACAAGCGAGUGGAAAACAACCAGGAAGUUGUAAGAAGGGUCGGUAAAGAUACCGAAGAUCUAGAAGAGAAAUGUGAUGUAAAGAAGGAAGGCGAACGAGAAAAUAAUACAAUUCUGGAGAAAGAACUUCCAUCCUGUCUUCAUUACGAAGGUAUAUUAAAAAAUGUUUUUAAAGGACAUUUUCAAGAGGCGGACACCCUGUACUAAAGAGCAUUAAAAGAAAAGGCAAGGGUUUCUGAGGAGACUGCAAAGUAAAAGUAUUGCACCGUAAUUUUUUGUGUGUGUUAAAGCGGCUAUGUAUCGAACUUAGACAGGGAAAAUAUUUUCAAUGUUUAUCGCUUUUUUCCAGGCUUUCAUAUGAAAGGUUUUCAUUGGUUUACAUUGUACAGCUCCGUUCUGAAUGAGACUAUUGACGAUUUGGGCCUCAAGUAAGUGUUGGUGUCAUUCAAAGGUACAUUGAUAUCAAGAAAGAUGAUUAUUUGAAAGAAAAGUACGAAAGUGGGUUGGUGUGUGUGUAUGUCGGAGGGGGGAGCGGCCUGCGCAAAAUGUAAUAUUACAUCCGUAAAGGAAGAAAGAGCGGUAUUAACUGGAUAAAAGUUCUGAUUCAGAGGUUUACUUUCAUUGGUGGGGUUAUUUCUAAAAACGUUGCCAGUGGUUUGCCACAAAUCACAGUAUCGGGUCCUAAGUCUUUUUCUUUUGAAACAUUUCCAGUUAGACUGUGGUGUCAUUUUAUUUUUGUUUUCCUUCCCUGUUGUAAAUACAGUUGCAUCCCUGGUGCUAUUGCCACAGCGCUCAAAGGUUCAAGCGAGCCACUCAUAAUUGUGUACAAGAAUUCAGAUAACAGCACAACAUACCUGUCCGACUGGAGCGGAGAAAUCCUGGACAGGAUUUGCAGUCGGUGAGUUUUGAGACAGUCUUGUUUCCUGUGACAAUGGUGUGCUCAAAUUUUAUAAGAUCGAGUUUUGUUCUAAAUUAGAUGUGAACGGAACUUUUCCGUAAAGGUACCUUAGAUUGUUGUUAAGAACGGUCCGUUCCUGGCAUCGAUAAUAAGUGACAAAGUUUUCCGCCAUGGAUACUCGAAAAGAAAAGUACCAAAUUAAAAUAUAAUAAUUGCGCGUCUUUCUUCCUUCUAAACAUUCUUAAAACUUGCCAGUUUCUAGAAUAACAUCACUAAUGCCGUUUGGGUUUUUGAUAGCUUUGAAAAUCAAGUCCUCCGUAUCAUUCUGUGUAAGCCUUCAUGGUUCGCACAGACGGCAGUUAAGGAGAAGAGAGAGAAAUUCUUUAGGUAAGCAAAAACCAAUUUCCACUUGUUAUACUAUCACAGCUGUUAAUGCCAUUUGUUAAUCGCCAAGGUUAAAACUGAGAAUCCAUUUGUGGUGAAGAAAUUGAUUUAAAAACCAUUACAAGUGCACUUUAUGUUAUGGAAUGAGGAAGCAGAGAUGUUUACUCUUGAAUGUCUCUUACAGUCUGCGCGUCAUAGAGAAGUUGAAGUUUGCCAAUGAUGCUAAAGAGUUUGCCAAAUUAACAGGUAAACAAAUAAUAUAAUUAAUAUAAAUUAUUUUAAUUAUUGAGAUAUAUUGCACGGUGAAUUAGCACCACAUCCUUCAUCACUAGUAAAAAAAUCAAAUACUGAGUAAAGUAACAAUCAAACGGAGGACUCUGAGGGGGGUACUCUAAGGGUUAGGGAUAAGACUGCUGGGUAGGAUUGAGUGAUCAUCCGCCAUCUUGGAUUUUUAUCACAGAAGAAAGAAGGGAAUGAAACUUGGGAACUUCCUGGAUCUCUUAACUAUGAAAGUUUUUAAUUAAUAUCUGAUAAACCAGAUUUUAAAAAAAGACUUUCAUUAUAAAGAGAUUCAGAAGAAAGAAAUUACAAAUUUACAGUUGAAAGUUUAGAGGCCAACGUUUUACACAAUUAGUCAGAGGUAGUAUUUAUAUAUUUCCCAGUUAUUACGUGCGCUAUGAUUGGUCAAUAAUUUAGCAGGCCAUAUUUCACUGUGCCCCCCACUAAAUUGAAAAUUUUCAACUUUCUGAAUUGAAAUUACCCGUUCUAUUUGAGCCGAGACAAAUUGUAAAUAUCCAUGUUUCACCGCCUGGGCCAUAAAUCCGCAUGGGAAAAAAAAAUAAGUUCGUGAGUAACCUGAAGUGCAGACUGAGAUAAUGAAGUUCGUAAGAAAUUUAUUACCAAAAAGUUAAUCGUAGCUUAUUUCCUUUUUCUCUGUGACAGGUUUCCCGUGUGAAACAAGGAAAACAUUACAGUCAUACUGAGAAUCAUACCAAAUUUCCAGUGACAAGAUUGAUGGAUUAUGUAUUCACUUAUUUACCUUGUAAAUUAAAUUCAAUAUCGAUUUCCUAUAAGUCCUUAUUCAGGUUUACGAUGUAAGCAUUAUAUUAUUCAUAGAGUAACGAGUGAAGCUAUCAGUGUUCAUUAUGCUCAGGAAGUCAAAUAAUUUUUAAUAGUAAAUCGUGCUUUAAGACUGAUUUACAUUUUCACGUUUGAUAAAUGGUGGAAAACUUUCAUUUUUUUUUUUUUACCAAUUUCCCAUAAGUUAGCCAAGUAGAGUACAGUGUAGGCUCAGUCUCCUUCUCAGUCUUCAACGGUGGGUUUUCGGUGCUCCCACGAUUCUCUCCGAGUGUGGUAGGAUUGUGGACUCACUAAAGCACCCACGUCUGUAGACUAAGCCUAAUGAUACUGGUGAUAACAUGAUUUAGUAUAAGAACGGUUGGGAUAACCAAAUGAAGUGAGUGGUAAUGUCCGGUUAAUUAGGCAGGUUUUCAUGCCUUCCGUAUCUAAAUAGUAUUUCUGAACCUGAUACAUCAACUAAUUGCUGAAGAUUAAGUUGCAUGUAUAUUAAAGGAUUGAAUAUCCUGGAAAUCUACGUUCUUUUAUAACACACAAAUAGUGUUAUUUUCGAAUCAAAUUGGGUCAGGUUAGGUUCACCAUCUCCUACCAACCGGGGAAAGCUUAACUGAUAAAAUCCCAGAAAAACUCUCUCUCUGUGAAGAAUCUUUUUUCUAGCAAACCAUGAACAUUAUUGUGAUUAAUAAAGUAUUUAUUCGUUAUAUUUUAUCGUGUGGACCACGUAUUUUUACGACCAGUGUCCUAGCAGAUUUGGGCCCCCUAACUCAUUAUCACCAGCGGAUUUGGAGCCGAUCCACUUUCUCGGCGGAUUCGGAUCCCCGGUCAAAACCCCUGUCAGAAAUGGGCCUUCGUUUAUUUUGACUCAUUUCCUGUAAAAUAAAAGCGUACAGCGUAAUCUAAUUAUUUUAUACUGUGAGUGAAGUUGCCAAAUAUUUUUUAGAAAAGAUACAAACUUUUAUCUUAGUUUACUAGUUGUUUUAAAAAUGGAAAUGACGUAUCUUUUCCUGGGUUUGCGGAAGCAUUUUAAAACAAAAUAUACAUUAUUAGAAUAGCCUGUACAGAAAAAUUUUAGACGAUAACCUCGUAUAGCGAACGUUAUUAUUACAGUUAAAAAAGUUAGAAAUGUGUUACUUAAUCUUCACACAACAUAAAUCACUGUUUCUGAGUGUUUUAUCCCAACCGCUCUCCCGCUAGUUUCAUCUGUCAUUUUCCCGCCAUUGCGCAAAACUCAUAAUGACGUUGGAAGACUCGGUUCUAACGCUUACCAGACCCCCACGACCGCGUGAUACAUUCUGAUACACGAAUCUGUUUUGUUUCACGAAAUUUUGUUUUCAUAUUUUGAUCUUCUUUUCCUUUCGCGUGAGUUUCGCGUAAUACUGUUUUAAAGCAGUUUUAUUUUACCUUAAGUUUCGCUAUGGUGGUAAAACGAUGCCCAAACUGCGAUCAGACGGUAAGUUCAAAAUGUAAGUUGUAAUAUUUAUGACAUUUAGGCAACGCGGUGAUUUUAAUCGCAAUUUUCUCGUUUAAAAUUCAAACGUUAAUUGCCAUAAAUGCCUUUUAAUAAACUUGAGGGAGAAAUAACAUAUAAUUAAUUGAUCGUUUCUUGAAUUUUCCUUUUUACGGCUGAUUUGGACUUUUAAUCAUGGAAUCGCAUAUAUCAAUUAAUUUGGUGCCACUCGAAAACCUCGAUGUUUCAUAAAAUUGGCUUACCCAAGCAAUUUACUCAGUUACAUUCAAGCACAUCGUUUGUUUGAAAUUUUUUGUCGGAAAUGUAUUUUAGAUUCGAACAUUUCCAAAAUAAAAAAAAUUCGCCUUGUGUCUAAUCUAGAUCUUAAGCUAUGAUUAGAUAUUAUUUGUAUCAAUAUUGGAAUACUAAGCGAAGUCUUAUAUUAAAGUACUUCAAAUGUUGAAGAUUUAUCGGGUUGUAGAAGAUAAAAGAAUAAUUUGUCAAGUCAGAUCUCUUAAGAGAAUGUUCUUACAUUUUUUGGACGGUAAAUUAUAUUUUUAAAGUUGUAAUUAUUUUUCCGUGUCAGUUCAAUCAUUCUUAAUUAGCAGGGAAACUAGUGACAGCACUGAAUAUUACAACGAUGAUCCAUAUGAAUUCAUUUUAUGGUGACUGGUAAAAUAUAAAACCAAUCAAGACACAGAGGUCUUUGUGGUGACCUCAGGGAAAAAUAAGCCAUUGUACCAUUUGUUUCCUUGAUGAAAUGUAUUUGUGCAAUCACGAGACUUUGUAACUUCCCAAAGGCAUUGAUGACUCUGAGGUUGAAGUUGAAAAGUUUGAAAGAUCCACCUCCCCUAAAGUUACAGAGUUCUAGACAGUAUUUAGUUGAUAAUUAAGUCAAAAGGGUAUAUGAUGCUGUUUAAAGUUGUAAAAAAUAUUGCUAUAAGGCCUGUAGAACUCCUCAAAAGACUUUAAACUGAGUAGAAUUUAUUUUCAAUCUGAACUGUUGAGAUUUUAACUCCUCUUGUCAUAGUAGCAAAUUAAACAAUAUUUGUAGUGCUCAAAUUUUCAAUUAUUACAAUUUUUGCAAAACAUCAGUUCUUUGGUUUCUCUGUUAUUGAUAAAUGUUGAUUAUGGUAAAAAUUUAGAAACCACUAAAGUGUUGAUAGCUUUCCUCAUGUGUUUUGCUUCAUCAGCUCCCUGUGGCAUGCAAAUCAUGUCCAUGUGGCCACAUUUUUAUCAGCCGAAAACUGCAUCAAGCUCAAGUCAAAAAAGAAGGUUAAAAUGAAUUUUAUUUGUCUCCUAGUUCUCAAUGUUUAAUUUAUCUCCUAUUUUUUUUUUAACUCUUUCACCUUAAGAAGUAACCAAUACAUAAUUUCUCCUUGUACCAUCAUCAUUUGAUCCAACACCCAACUCUCAGAGCAGAAUUUAUAGGAAAGGUAUGGCAGACAGUAAGGAGAAUUUUGUUUUGGUGAAGUAAAGGAUCAAUUAAGAUAAAGGUUUCUUUGAAAACGUUAAAUGUAUUUUGGUUUUACAGGAGAGAAUGUGAAUGUUCUAGAACGUGACAAAAGGCUCCGUCCUGAGAGGCCUAAGAAAGAAAAUCCAGAUUUUGAUUAUGAAUUCCCUGAAAAUCUUGUUUGGGUCAACAAAGACCAGAUGCCUUUUCCUUUAACUCAGAAAGAUACUGUCAGAAUUGAGAAAUUACAAGAGAAACAGAUAUCACAGAUAUCACAGGUAUGAGACAUAACUGUUUCCAUCCUUAACUUGUGCAUUGCCAAUCAGUACAAGUUCAUGUUUCACUUGAUAAAAAUCACAUUUCUGUCUUGAAUCUUUCCCUUUUGUUGUUUGCUAUCUGGAAACAUGAAAAAACAUGGUUUUUUUUUUGGUAAUGCAAGAACUGCUAUUUUGGAUGUGUUCAUGCUGUUUUUCAUUGGGAGUUAUAAGUUGGUGUGGUGGUCAUUUUAGGUUGAACCUUGGCACAAUCAUUCUGCUGACUGCUCUUUGCCAAAGAACAUUUUUAUCUAACAGAGCUCCUCACCACCCAAGAGCAUAAAUUUGGUACUUUAUCUGCAUUGGAGUGUUAUCACAGUCCAGGGGGUGUGGGUAGCAAUGCUCUUUGUGUCACUUGAUGGGAAAGAAAAUUGGACAAGCUGUGGCAGGGGUGGGCCAUACCAUUGUGAGCUCAGAGGAACUUUUCUUCAGCAUCAUUACUUUUAAUUAAUGGGAAUACUUUGUUGUAUGUAGUGUUUGUCUAAGAACAAAUUGAACAUGCAAUGAAUUAAAUAUAAUUGUGUUUUGGUUUGUAGCUUCCUCAAACUAUUGAUGGUGUGGUUCUUCCCAAAAAGAGAGGUCGGCCAAAAGGAUCAAAGAACAAAGUUAAGACUGACUCUGUUACAGGAGAAGUUAUUCAUCCACAACCACAGGUAGAUAUUUUGUACUGACAGUAACUCUUGAAGGUUCAUUUAAUUCUCAACACCCUUGGAUCAGUAUCCAUAUUCUCCAAUCUCUCCUCUUUACAGAGGUACUGAGAAAGAGAAUUCAUAUUUAAAGCAGUCAAGGCUUCUCAGGAUAGUAAUCAUUUCCUGUAUUUUUAUGAUCUGCUGAAUGAUUCAGCAGUGUAACUGUAAGGAAAAAUGAGAUGUUGUUUAAAAGGUGAAAGGGGAUGAAAAGAAAGAUAACUCCCAACUCAGGAAUAUUGUUUUAUAAAAAUUUUAAAUUCUCAGGGCUAAAAUGAUGUCCACAAAUGGUUAGAAAAGCUACUCUUCUUGAAUAAGGAUUGUCAACUGUAGUUCACUUAGAUUCUUCACAGUUAUGAUUACCCAGGGACAUUAACCCUUUAACUCAUUUUAACUCAUAUGAGUGACCAAGACACCAUUUCUCCUUACAAUAUUGAUACAAUGUCAAGCAGACAAGUGAUGAGAAUAAAUGAAAUAUGGACAAGGGAUUAUUAGUUGAUGGAAUACCACAUUCUCCAAACUAACAUCAUGAGAAUUGUAUGUUAGACAGUUAGAGGAAUUGGUGAAUGGGUCAAAGAACCCAGGUGCAAUAUAGCAAAAAUAUAGGGCUGGUGCAAAACUUCUGGUGUUAUAUGGUGUGGCUUUGGGCUCAGAUUGUGAAGGAACAGAUAACAGCUGCUCAAGAGGCAUGACUACAUGGUGACAUCUACUCUUGCUCUGUUUGACCCUCCAGCUUGAAAACCCUGGUGUGGAGUGGGUAUCAGUCCAUCUAACUGUUGUGUGCUUGGUUGCCAAGCCUUUGAACAGGAGUGAGGCUAAGGGUGACCUUGUUAUGAUACAAACAUUUUUGCUUUUCAAAUGUAAAUUACUUUGUUAUCAUGCUAACUAGAUACUGGUCUCUAUCACAACAAGGUCACCUUCAGCUUUGCUCUAGAUCAAAGAUGUGGCAACUAGGUACACAACUGUAAAAUGACCUAGUGAUAUUACAGACUGAUAUAAAUGUCUUAUUGAACAAAACUCUUUCUCUUUGCAGCCAGUUCAGCUUGACGAAGAUGGCAUGCCAAUAAAACGAAAGAGAGGUCGCCCAAAAGGCUCCAAAAAUAAGCCAAAACCACAAUCCCUUUUAUCCCCAAACAAGUCAGUUAAGAAUGGAAAUGAUGAUGGUGAAGAUCAGACAUCUAGUGGAUCUGAUAACAAAGAACCUGUGGACGUCAUGCCGCAGAUUUCUCGUGAAAAAGCUGAGAUGUACUCCCUUAUUUUGAGUGACAUCAACCAAAAAAUGAUGUCACAGUCAUGCAUGAAGUAUGUGUAA
This is a messenger RNA of Pocillopora meandrina, 11411 nucleotides long. NCBI's taxonomy places the organism in Eukaryota, Metazoa, Cnidaria, Anthozoa, Scleractinia, Pocilloporidae. The record is from the annotation of a GenBank genome assembly.